AUGUCUCCGCUGAGAAUCCCCUACACCAAACCCUUCCCCCCUGCCAUCGUCUUCCCCAAAACCGCCAACAGCGUCGCCGGUGCAAUCGACGCCAUUGUCGACUUCCUCGCGGCCCCUCCCUCGCCCUUUCUGCAGGGCAUCGACGUCGGCAAAAAUGCUCAAACAGUGAUUCUCACGGGAGCCGGUAUAUCAGUCGCAUCGGGACUGUCGGAUUAUCGUGGUGAGAAUGGGACGUACGUUCGAAACAAGUCCUAUCGUCCGACUUACUAUCACGAAUUCAUUACCCGUCAUGAGGCGAGAAAGCGGUACUGGGCGCGAAGCUACGUAGGAUGGCCGGGGUUACUGAAGGCGAAGCCAAAUACAACACACAAGGCGGUUACAGACCUCGGGAAAAAGGGCUACGUGAGCAAUGUGAUUACGCAAAACGUGGACUCCUUCCAUAUGGUUGCACACCCGGAUUUGUCUACGAUUGAACUGCACGGUUUCUUACGAGGGGUUAUCUGUAUAAAUUGUCACAAUCUGGUCCCUCGAGACGAGUUUCAGCAGUCACUGACGCAGCUAAAUCCCGCCUGGGCAGAAUUCUUGCAUGAGAUGUUGGAGUCCGGUGCUUUGGAUACUAAUAACCCAGAAGAACAACGCAAGCGCGGACUCAAGAUCAACCCGGACGGCGACGUGGAUCUUCCGCAUGCGCCGUAUUCCAACUUUCGCUACCCGGCAUGUCCGCACUGCUUGGAGAAACCGCCUUCAGUGCAAGACGGCCAACCCGAGGCAGUCGUCGAGACAGAGCCAGACGGCGCAUGGUCCCCGUCGUCUACGGCUGGGAUAUUGAAGCCGGCUGUAAUCAUGUUUGGCGAGUCUACAAGUCCGUCAGUUCGCAGUGCCGCAGAGGAAGCCAUUGAUGAUGCUGGCAGACUUUUGAUCAUGGGCAGCAGUCUGGCCACCUAUUCUGCGUAUCGACUGGUAGAGCGCGCACAUAAAAGAGGCAUGGCUAUAGGUAUUAUCAAUGUUGGUGGCGUCCGUAAUGAGUCGCAGAUAUUCGGGAAUCUUCUCAGCGAGCGAUAUGUGCAGAAUCAUGUACGAUGCGAUCAUAAAAGCGAGACGGUGCUACCUGAAGUGGCGUCACGGUUGCCUGUUCUUACCACUUAUUAA
Molecule: messenger RNA, 1149 nt
Organism: Talaromyces marneffei
Lineage: Eukaryota; Fungi; Ascomycota; Eurotiomycetes; Eurotiales; Trichocomaceae
Exons: 1
Coding region: 1-1149 (382 amino acids)
Molecular function (GO): NAD+ binding
Source: RefSeq, a predicted model, not a curated record